ACUUGCGUUUACACGUGUCGUGGUAACAGUUUAGGAGGCUCUCAUUCUCACAGGUUGACAGCGGUCGUUGCCACCAUCUAGCCUCUCUCUCUCUCUCUCUCUCUCUCUAACCCAUCUGGUUAGGCGUCAUGGCUGGGAAGAAAAGGAGGAAAGUGAAACUAUUAAGUGAAACGAUCAUGGAUGGCGAAAGAGAUAUGACUAGGGAGAAGGAAGUGCAGGGAGAGCAACAAACCUGGUCUGAGCUCCCAACAGAACUUUUGGAACUGAUUAUGUCCCACUUAACCUUAAAGGAAAAUAUUUGUGCUUCUGCGGUGUGCAAGAGAUGGUUCUCGAUUGCUGUCUCAGUCCAAGUGGUGAAUCAACCCCCAUGGAUUAUGUACUUUCCAAAAUUUGGUGACUUGUAUGAAUUCUAUGACCCGGCACAGCGCAAGUCUUAUUCCCUUGAAUUACCACAGUUGCACGGAUCAAGGGUUUGUUAUACUAAAGAUGGUUGGUUGCUUCUAUACAGACCCCAAACACACCGUGUUUUCUUCUUCAAUCCCUUUACUCAGGAAUUGAUCAAAUUGCCGAAAUUUGAGAUGACUUACCAGAUAGUUGCCUUCUCUUCUGCUCCAACUUCUCCGGGAUGUAUUGUUUUUACAGUAAAGCAUAUCAGUCCCACAGUUGUUGCUAUUAGCACCUGUCAUCCCGGGGCAAUGGAGUGGACCACUGUUAAUUACCAUAAUCGCUUGCCAUUUGUCAGCAGUAUUUGGAAUAAGCUGGUUUUCUGCAACGGGCUCUUUUAUUGUCUGAGUCUUACUGGUUGGCUCGGGGUUUUUGAUACGCAAGAGCGUACAUGGAUUAUCCGUGUUGUGCCUCCCCCUAAAUGCCCUGUGAACUUUUAUGCCAAAAAUUGGUGGAAGGGCAAGUUUAUGGUGGAGCAUGAGGGAGAUAUUUUUGUUAUAUACACUUGUUGCAGUGAAAACCCUAUUGUAUUUAAGCUAGAUCAGACAAACAAAGUGUGGGAAGAAAUGAAAAGCCUUGGUGGUGUGACCUUUUUUGCGAGCUUCUUGUCAUCCCAAGCAAGAAUAGACCUUUUGGGAAUAAUGAGAAACAGUAUCUACUUCUCUAAAGUUCGUUUCUAUGGAAAGAAUUGCAUAUCAUACUCUCUUGAUGAGCGCAGGUACUAUCCCCGUAAGCAAUGUCAUGAUUGGGGAGAACAAGAUCCAUUUGAGAGCAUUUGGAUUGAACCACCUCAAGACCGCUCAACCCUCGUUUAAAGAAGGCUUAGGAUGGAGGUGAGAAUGUUCAAGUCCAUUUCUCCAAAGAGCAGUUUGAAAGUAGUCUAAUGAUUGUACUUCUCACCCGGAGCAUUUCCGGCCCCAAAAAUCUGAAUUAUUUUAGCUCCAUAGAAGCAGCAUCCCGACAAGGAAGCCGAUUCACUUCAGGAAGCUUGGCUCAGUGAAAUUCCAUAUACUGGGGACCAAAGGAGUUGCAUCUUUACUUCAGCAUUGGCAUCUGAAGUUCUGAGGCUUUCCAGAUCCAUGGAAACAACUAUGGUACAACGCAUGAGUUCAAGCCCCAGCAAUGUAUUGUAUCUCAAAAUAGUUCCAAAAUAAAACUUUUAAGAUCAGAUCUGUUUAGUGCUAUUCUUGUUGCUAUGUGUAGUUGAAUGUAGUUGUUGACUAGAUGACAUGUAAACCGUUACUCCUCCUUUGAGGACUCCUCUCAUGUUUGUCAUUGGUUCAGUAAGGUAUAUCAUUUAUCUCUAGGUAUAAGGACAUAAGGCUGUCUUCAGAAUUCAAAUUGCCAUAGCACAUCUACUUUUCAAUUUAGCAAUAACAAAUAUAAUACUGUGUUGUUUGCUCAGUUAGAUUAUU
Molecule: messenger RNA, 1859 nt
Organism: Camellia sinensis
Lineage: Eukaryota; Viridiplantae; Streptophyta; Magnoliopsida; Ericales; Theaceae
Product: F-box/kelch-repeat protein At1g57790
Molecular function (GO): protein binding
Source: RefSeq, a predicted model, not a curated record